Molecule: messenger RNA, 2402 nt
Organism: Chelmon rostratus (copperband butterflyfish)
Lineage: Eukaryota; Metazoa; Chordata; Actinopteri; Chaetodontiformes; Chaetodontidae
Product: CD209 antigen-like protein B
Exons: 7
Coding region: 479-1897 (472 amino acids)
Source: RefSeq, a predicted model, not a curated record
CAUCACAGUUCUCCAGAUGAUUUAUUGUUAUAUUAUUAUUAAAAAUGUGUCUGGUGAGAUUCUUCAGGUAUGGCUACACCACAUGGACAAAAGAAUGCGGACACCCAAACCUCUCUUUCACAUUAAUCUAAUGCCACUCUUCUGAUUUCAGGUUUUAAAUCAUUCAGACACGAGAGUGUUAGUGAGGUCCAACAUGGGCACCAAGGACGGACUCAUGUUGAUGUUCCAGCUCCCCAACGACAAACUGGGAAAACCAUUUCUCUAUGGAGCUGGUGUCGUGCACGUCAUGGUGAAACUCACACACAUCUGGAGGCGCAAAUUGAGGGAAACACUUUUGAAGAAACCGCUUCACCUCCUCAGGUGUCUAACAGGUAUCUUGUUCAGCAGCAGUCCAGUUCUUCCCUGACAUCCGGAGGCUUUUAAAAGGAGGAUUUGAAAGGCAGUCUUCCUCCUGUUGCUCUGAUACUGGACAGGUAACAUGGUCGGACAUCAGUGGCUCCCCUGGAUUAAUAAUCCGACCUCUGGCUCGGCCUCAGUGAGCUCAGCCAAGCAGGAACAGGAAAUAUCUUCCGGUUGCCUCAGGACCAGAAGAAACACGAGCUGUCGCCACUCCGGUCCAGUCGUCGCUCUCUCAACACUCUGCUCGCUGCUGCUCGCUGCCUGCGUUGCACUUUCUGUCUUGUAUAACAACGAGUCAGACCGCAGGCCCACCUGGAAAAACCUCCUCUUUAACUACCAGAACAUCAGUGAGAGCUGCCUCGCUCUGACCAAAGCAAACAGCGACCUGAGAGGAGAAAAUGAAAGGCUGAGGCAGCGGAGCACCUGGCUGGAUGCACAGAACAAACUCCUCAACAGGACUUCAGCCCAACUAAUGUCUGUGAAUCUCGCGUUGAGUUUAGAAAGCACGGAGCUAACGGAGCAAAUUGUGAAUCUGACUUCUACGAACUUAGAGCUCGCACAAGAACACCAGAGUCUGGUCCAGCACCGAUCAGAGCAGGAGGAGGAGAAGCUGAACAUGUCUCAAACUAUCAAACAUCUGGUCAACACCGGCACCCGGCAGGAGGAGGAGGCACGACGGCUCUCUGAGCUGAACGGCCUCCUGAGGGACGAGCUGUUUCAACUGAGGGAGAAGAAUGAAGAACUUCUGGAAAACAACCACAAGUUUGAUGGAGAAAUUAAAAAUCUGAGCGAGCAGGUCCGAGCUUUGUUGAUCGAUGACUGCGACGAGGCGAAGAAACACAACAUGCAGCUGCAGGAGAGAGUCACAAAGCUUCAGGAACGAAGCCAGAACCUGAGCAGCACGUUGACGAAAGAGAGGCAGGAAGCGGCAGAGCGAGAGGAAAGCAGGAGAAACGAGAUGGACCGAGUGGUGGCCGACAUGCGUUCAGUGAAGGAGGCCUUCCACUCCUUAGACCUGUACUGCCCUGUGCUUCAUCACCAGACCAAAGAACGGGUUUGCAAAAAGUGUCAGAACAGCUGGAGACUGUUUGAGAACAAGUGCUACUACUUCUCCACCCGCAUGCUCACCUGGAGCUCCAGCAGAGCCUGGUGCCAGACACAAGGGGGCGACCUGCUCAUUGUUGACAGCGAGGCAGAGCAGAGCUUCGUUUUUGAGAGCAGUCGGGCCGUGGAGCAGAGCGGCAGUCGGCUGUGGAUCGGUAUGACCGACGCUGAGGUGGAGGGCGAGUGGCUGUGGGUGGAUGGCAGCUCCGUCGCUUCACGUGCACAGUACUGGCUGAGCAGAGCAGGAACGGGGACUGAGCCUGAUGACUGGAAGCUGGACGACCCCCUCGGAGAAGACUGUGGACACAUAGACACCAGUGAGAACGCUCUCAAGUCCUGGAUGGAUGGCUCCUGUACAAUACCUUACAGGUGGAUUUGUGAAAAGAAUGUUUAGAUCAUCCAAGAACAUUUUGUCUCAUUUUAUAUCAUAAAUGUAGCGGUAACACACUAAUUUGAAGUCUGAACUUUCUGUAUGUCGGGAAUCACAUAUGUAUACACCUGCUGCUACAGUAUGUAUUACAAUAUUAGGCAUAAUAUGGUGAUGGAUGGACAUGUUUUCUUUCAAAAUAAAACAGCAUUUAGCCUUGGGAAUCCACCUUUUCAUUGCUCUAUUGCAGAGAAUAAAGACAGAAUCCGGCAGGAUGUUUGUCUUUUCUUACGUUUUUAUUAAUUUCGGUAUAGAUUUGAUCAGAACAGAUUUAACAAUCUGCAUUUUCUUUUUUCAAGCCAUGAUUCACAGUGUAAAGUUGUAGCAUUCAUUUAUGAAAUGUUGUCCUUAUAAAAACCUAAAACAAGGCAGAUAAGAGUGGUUUUCUACAGCAUGUUGAAUUCAACUUUAACUGAAAUUUAGUAGAUCUGAUGUGUGUGUUUUGGGGGGGCUGCAUGAAAAUUUCUUGGAC